CCUUUAUCACACUAAACAACACCCAGGGUUUUUUAUUUUGAUAUUUUUAUUAUUAUAAUUUUUAUUUUAAAAUGCAUCCGUUAUUAGAUGCACAUAAAAAUGAAGGAUGUGAUCAUGUCAUUGAAGCCUUAGAAGCCUGUCAUAAAGCAGGUACCUUUAACAAGUUUCUAGGUACAUGUAAUGAAGCAAAACGAGCAGUAGAUGAAUGUUUAAAGCAAGAGUUUUUGGCACAAAGAGAAGCAAAUAAAGGAAAAUCAAAAGAAAAGAGAAAAAGAAUGGAAGCUAUUUGGAAAGAAAUGGAAGAACCACCUGCUUAUAUAAAGACUAGAAAAGAAGAAAGAUGAAUGAAGACAGAGAAGAAGGAUGAGAGAGUGUAGAAGGGGAAGGGAAGGGAAGGGAUAAAUGAAGAAGAAGACUAUUUUUUGUUUGUUUGUUUUCUUAAUUGUUGUUGUUAUAAAGUUGAGAAUAAGCAUAUUGAACCUUUUUCAUUAAUUCAGGUUUAUCAUACAUAAUAAAAGCUAAUUCUUCUAAAGGAAUGGUAUCUAAUAAUUGAAUUGUCACCUUUGGAGCAUAUUUAAUGCCUGUAGCCCUCACAUAUGGAAAAAAGAGAUCACCAAAUAAUC
Messenger RNA from Cokeromyces recurvatus, 623 nucleotides. RefSeq names its product cytochrome c oxidase biogenesis protein Cmc1 like-domain-containing protein. The coding region runs from base 72 to 344 and encodes 90 amino acids. Gene Ontology annotation, cellular component: mitochondrion. NCBI's taxonomy places the organism in Eukaryota, Fungi, Mucoromycota, Mucoromycetes, Mucorales, Mucoraceae. The record is from RefSeq and is a predicted model, not a curated record. The transcript has 3 exons.